This is a messenger RNA of Durio zibethinus, 1352 nucleotides long. Lineage: Eukaryota; Viridiplantae; Streptophyta; Magnoliopsida; Malvales; Malvaceae. The record is from RefSeq and is a predicted model, not a curated record.
UAAAAUUACAUUAUACUGAGGAGAAAAUUUUGGUGCUGGCCGCGCAUGUGGAUUUUCGUGUCCAGUCGCCUUUUAUCUUUCUCCCUUUUCUAACUUUUGUUUUCUGCAACAAAUUUGGAGCAAUGUCUUCAGCUGCAAUUUCCUUCAUUUCAAGCCCAAACUCUCUCACCCUCUGCAGAGAUGCAAUGCUUUUUAACUCCAUAACCAGUUGCAGUUGCAGAGUCUCUCCUUUGAAACCACCGUCUUUUGGCAGUAUCUUCAUCAAAAUCCCUUAUGGGUCCUUUAAGAAGGCUUCCUUUUUCACUUCCUCCAGGCCCUUUUCUCCUGUCAUGGAAUGGCAGGAUUGCACGGCAAAAAUGGAAAUCGAUGUGCCUGCCUCAGUGGCUUACAAAUGUUACUCUGAUCGUGAAGCAAUUCCCAAUUGGAUGCCAUUUAUUUCAUCUGUCAAGGUAUUAGAAGACAAGCCUGACUUGUCACGGUGGUCGUUGAAAUAUAAAGCAUUUGGUCGUGAUCUUGAAUACUCUUGGCUUGCUAGAAAUAUGCAACCCAUCCCAAAUCAGAAAAUUCAUUGGAGAUCUCUGGAAGGACUUCCUAACAGGGGUGCUGUUCGAUUUUAUCCAAAAGGUCCCUCAUCAUGCCUUAUAGAAGUACUUCAACCUUUCCUUGAAAAUUUACUCAAACGUGGUUUGGAUCGGUUUGCAAUAUUUGCUCAAAGCUCAGGCUCAACAAGAUAAUCAUCUCACUGGUUGAUCCGACCUUGGGCUAAUAAUUCCACUGAUUCUUUGAUGUGAAUGUUUCUCCCAAUAAAUAAAAUUGUCCUAUGCUCAAUUGCAAUAUGAAUUGUGUUGGAUAAUGAAAGGACUGGUACAUAAUUUUCACUAUUCUCUUAUCAAUUUAUCCUGCUUUAGAUUAUGAUAUUUUAACUUAGUAGGCAAGUAUUUGUUGUAAAUGCAUUUUUUUUUGUGGGAUUGGAAUGUGAUUUGAAUAAGCGCAUCAAUUAUUUAUUCAUGAGGUCUGCUGUGUUGACCUGCAAAACCCUUGAUAAUAACAGAUUUCACAUGUUAACCUGUAAUAAACCGGAUAUGUUGGUAUUCGUGGUUUUAGGCGAUUCUUGCUUUUCUCACUCUCCUUAUUGUAGCAACAUUUCUGUUUUAAAGUGUGAACUGUAACAAAUGAAAUAAAGUAUACUACACUGAUGUGUACGCAGAUUGUGUACUUCGAUUUUAUAGCAGAAUAACUUGUGUUUAGUAGAACGAGAUCGUUAACAGCUUACCGGAAACUUACUAAUUCAAAUGCUCAUUCUUAUGUACUCAUCCCUAGUUAAUGUCUUAUGCAUGUAUUUAUAUGCAUUU